Molecule: messenger RNA, 675 nt
Organism: Centruroides sculpturatus (bark scorpion)
Lineage: Eukaryota; Metazoa; Arthropoda; Arachnida; Scorpiones; Buthidae
Product: patched domain-containing protein 3-like
Exons: 1
Coding region: 1-675 (224 amino acids)
Cellular component (GO): membrane
Source: RefSeq, a predicted model, not a curated record
AUGAAAAUUGACUGUGUAAGGAAACGAUUCUCGCUCCUUUUUCAAAAAUUAGGAAGAUUAAUUGGACUUCAUCCGUACUGCUUUAUUUUUAUUCCUAUUUUAAUAACAGCGACAUUCUCAGCAUUCGUCUUCAAUAUAAAUACAAUCUCAAGCACAAUCGAACUGACAUUCGCAGAUUCAGAAAAAGUCUAUAAUACAAAGAAGUUCGUUGAAGAAACGUUUCCUUUUAACACAUCGAAAUUCUUUGAUCCGACAAGAUAUACAAACAUACCAAAAUGUGUGUUUGUAAUGUUUACAAAGAAAGGUGGUGGUGACAUGCUCGAAAAAAAUGUGCUACUAGAAAUAAGUUUGGCGGAUCAACUAAUUAAAAAUAUAACAAUUAAUGAUGAAGGUGUAGACAUUGGAUAUUCAGAUAUUUGUGGACGUGUAGGUGAAAAGUGUUUUGAAAAUCCGAUUAUCGAAAUAUUGCCCGAUAUUGACAAUAUAGUGCAGAGAAAAAAGAAAUUAAAGUAUCCGAUCGACAUAGAUCCGCUGACAUACUCUUAUCAAAUGAAUUCCCUCAACUUUGGGGGUGUAAUCGAAGAUGAGAACGAUGUCAUUCAAACAGCAAAUGCUAUGAGAUUAACGUAUUUCACAGACGAGAGCGACCUGAAAAAACAAAAUGUCAUAGAAUGA